AUGGCGCGGAGGUGUCGGGGGGUCCCCGCCGUGCUGGCGCUGUGUGCAGCCGCCUGGAGCUGCGCCGUGGGCCUGGCCCUGGAGCGGGACCAGCCGUUCCGCGUGCCCCCUGGCUGGACCCAUACCGGCCGUGUCAACCCCGGCCACGAAGUGCAGCUGACCUUCGCCCUCCGGCAGCAAGGCAUGGGGCGCCUUGCCCAGCUCGUCGAUGCCGUCUCAGACCCCCACUCGCCACGAUAUGGCAAGUACCUGUCCCUGGAGCAGGUGCGGGACCUUGUCCAGCCAUCCCCAGCCACACUCAUGGUGGUGCUGAAGUGGCUGCAAGGCCAUGGUGUUGAGAACUGCAGGAGCGUUACCACCCUCGAUUUCCUGGAGUGCCACAUGUCAGCAAGCAUGGCUGAGCGCCUCCUGCCAGGGGCUGAGUUCCACCGCUACGUGAAGGGCCAGCGCAGCGUUGUGCGCUCCCCACUCCCCUACGCUGUCCCCGAGGAGCUGGCUGAGCACGUUGACUUUGUGGGUGGCCUGCACCGGUUCCCCGCGGAGAGAAAGGUGGUCAGCAGAGCCUGGGCCAAGAAGGAAACGGAGGCAAGGCAGCACUAUGGAGGGAGAGCGGCUUUCCACCUGGGCGUGACGCCUUCCAUCAUCCGUAAGAGAUACAACAUGACAGGAGGAGACAUCGGCCUACUGCCAAACAACAGCCAGGCCUGUGCCCAGUUCUUGGAACAGUAUUUCCACCAGGCUGACCUGGCUGAGUUUAUGCAGCUCUUUGGCAGCAGCUUUGGCCACCGCUCUCAGGUUGACCAAGUGGUUGGGCACCAGGGCAAGGGCAAGGCUGGGCUGGAGGCCAGUCUGGACGUGGAAUACAUCAUGAGCACGGGUGCCAACAUCUCCACGUGGGUCUUCAGCAAUGCAGGGAGGCAUGAGAGCCAGGAGCCCUUCCUGGCCUGGCUGCUGCUGCUCAGCAACAUGUCAUCGCUGCCUUGGGUGCACUCCGUGAGCUACGGGGAUGACGAGGACAGCCUGUCACUAGCCUACAUGGAGCGUGUAAAUGUGGAGUUCAUGAAGGCAGCUGCCCGGGGCUUGACCAUCCUGUUUGCCUCAGGUGACGAUGGUGCUGGGUGCAGAAGGGUGCCCGGUGGGAACCACACUUUCCGGCCCAGCUUUCCAGCCUCAAGUCCCUACGUCACCACCGUGGGCGGAACGUCCUUCAAGAACCCCUUCCUGGUGACGGCAGAGGUGACGGACUACAUUAGGGGGGGCUUCAGCAACGUCUUCCCCAUGCCCGAUUACCAGGCUGCUGCAGUCAGGCAUUUCUUGCGCUCGACCUCGAAGCUGCCUCCCAGUUCCUACUACAACAGCAGUGGCCGUGCCUACCCUGACCUGUCCGCCCUCUCUGACAACUACUGGGUGGUGACAAACCGCAUCCCGCUGCCCUGGGUGUCGGGGACGUCGGCGUCCACGCCCGUGGUGGGGGGCAUGGUGGCACUCAUCAACGACCGGCGCCUGCAGCGGGGGCUCGCGCCCCUGGGCUUCCUCAACCCCGCGCUCUACCGGCUGCAGGAGCGGGGCCACGACGCUGCGCUCUACGACGUCACGCAGGGCUGCCACCUCUCUUGCCUGGACGGCACCGUGCAGGGACAGGGCUUCUGCGCCGGCCCCGCCUGGGACCCCGUCACCGGCUGGGGCACCCCCAACUUCCCCCGCCUCCUGCGGGCGCUGCUGGCGCCCUGACCCGCCCGGCCCGGGACACCGGGAGGCGCCGGCGCCAAUAAAGCCGCGGCGCCCCACCCC
Molecule: messenger RNA, 1791 nt
Organism: Gymnogyps californianus (California condor)
Lineage: Eukaryota; Metazoa; Chordata; Aves; Accipitriformes; Cathartidae
Gene: TPP1
Product: tripeptidyl peptidase 1
Biological process (GO): proteolysis; central nervous system development
Molecular function (GO): serine-type endopeptidase activity; tripeptidyl-peptidase activity
Source: RefSeq, a predicted model, not a curated record